This is a messenger RNA of Nerophis lumbriciformis (worm pipefish), 1838 nucleotides long. RefSeq names its product WD repeat containing, antisense to TP73 (gene wrap73). Gene Ontology annotation, cellular component: MWP complex; microtubule organizing center. The record is from RefSeq and is a predicted model, not a curated record. Lineage: Eukaryota; Metazoa; Chordata; Actinopteri; Syngnathiformes; Syngnathidae. Gene Ontology annotation, molecular function: protein binding. Gene Ontology annotation, biological process: microtubule anchoring at mitotic spindle pole body.
GAUUGCGCUCCUCUGACGUCAUCGGCAACGACUCAUACAGACAAACCAGUUGAAGUGUGAUUAUAGCUGUGUGUUUUUAUGGCGACCAAGCAAAACGAACGUGAGAAAACUACACAUUUGACUUGAGCGUCUCCAAAUUCAUCGACGAUGUUCAGCUCUAGGAUUUGAAAACAGCGAAGGAUUCUAUGAUUUGUCAACAUGAAUUUCUCUGAGGUCUUCAAGCAAUCCAACCAACUUUGUAAAGUGUCACCAGAUGGGAAAUACUUGGCUACCUGCGUGCUGUACAGGCUGGUGGUACGAGAUGUCAGCACACUGCAGAUUCUACAGCUCUACACCUGUCUGGACCAGAUAACUCAUAUGGAAUGGUCGUCCGACUCUCAGUUCAUCAUGUGUGCUAUGUACAAGAGGGGACUGGUACAGGUGUGGUCGCUGGAACAGCCUGACUGGCACUGUAAGAUCGACGAGGGCUCAAUCGGAUUGUUGGCUUCGCGUUGGAGCCCAGACGGACGUCACAUUCUAAACACCACUGAGUUUCAUCUGAGAAUCACUGUGUGGUCCCUGUGCACCAAAGCUGUGUCUUACAUCAAGUAUCCCAAAGCGUGUUACAAAGGUAUUGAUUUCAGCAGAGAUGGCUGCUACAUGGCAUUGGCAGAACGCCGUGACUGCAAAGACUAUAUUUGUGUAUUUGUGUGUGAUGACUGGCACUUAUUAAGGCAUUUUGAAACUGAGACACAAGAUCUCGCAGGGUUAGAGUGGUCUCCCAACGGCUGCGUCCUGGCUGUGUGGGACAGCUGUCUGGAGUACAAGGUGUUGCUAUAUUCUCUGGACGGCCGCUUGCUGUCAACUUUCAGCGCCUAUGAGUGGUCGCUGGGUGUGAAGGCUGUGGCUUGGAGCCCCAGCAGUCAGUUCCUGGCCAUUGGAAGCUAUGAUGAAAAAGUACGCAUCCUUAACCACAUCACAUGGAAGAAGAUUGCCCUGUUUGAACACCCAGCAACCAUCAACAACAAUAAAGUUGUUGUCUAUAAGGAAGUGGAGAAAAGGGUGUCAGCUGUUGGCCCUGAAGACCUGUCUCUACACAACAUAACAAUGGGCUCAAGCCUCCUUAGCACUCAGAGCAAAUAUGAGAUCCAUCCGCCCCCAGUUCAAAUGUCUGUGGUCAGACCAGACCCAGACAGAGCCAACCCCAAGAUUGGUGUCUCGACACUGGCCUUCAGCUCAGAUAGUCGCUACCUAGCCACCAAAAAUGAUAACAUGUCCAGUGCAGUCUGGGUGUGGGACAUGCAAAAGAUGAGCCUUAUGGCUGUGCUGGAGCAGAUGUCUGCCGUGCGGUGCUUCCAGUGGGAUCCAAGACGCUCACGGUUGGCGUUAUGCACCGGCAAUGCAAAAGUUUAUCUGUGGACCCCAGCCGGCUGCGUUUCUGUCCAAGUCCCCGAUGAAGCAGGUGGUUUCCAGGUCCAGUCUCUGACAUGGCACUGUGAUGGCGAUUUUCUCAUCCUGCUUGGGAAGGAGCAGUUGCGUUUGUGCUACAUGGACACAAGCCCUGAGGACAAGUGAUGUCAGCCUAUUUCGACAUGAACAACAGGCUGGUGGGAAGACUCACUGACAAAGAAAGACCCACCCGGGCAAGUUACUUGAAGUAAGUCACACUAAACAUGACAUUCCUUGGAGACUUUUGGACAAAAAAGCUUUUUGCAUCAUCAAAAACAUGCAAAAUAACUACUUCGAAACACUGUGAAAAUACUUAUGUGACUGCUAAGACUUUGAGCUUUCACUUGCCUUUUAUUUCUGAGUGUUUGUAAUGUUUGUAAAUUAUUCUGAAUAAAAUUGAUUUAAAAUAA